GGAACUUAAAAACUUUCAGGUGUGAUUGAGACAGGUAACAUUUACCCUGAAGCCGAGGAGAUCCGUCUCAGAAAUACUGGACACACAGGAUGAAACUCAGUAAAGGACACGACAAGAGCAGUAAAAAACAUGAGAAAAGAGAGAAGAAGAAAUCCAAGCAUUCUUCUAAAGACAGAGAAAAGGACUCGAAGCGGAACGGGAAGCACAAAUCCUCCUCAAAGAUGAAACACUCCCCGUCAUCAGGAGAAGCUCAGUCUGUAGAUAUCAGCGGUGUGAAAUGUGAAUCAGGAGAUCAUGACGUGGAUGUGGAGGAUUAUGGUCAUGAUCGUGUGUCUGAGGUGACCGCUAAGCAGGAGACCGACUGCGAGUCACCGGGCAUCACGCGGGUCAGUCCACCUGUCAAGAUUAAAAAGAAGAAAGUGAAAGAUGAAAAGAGCGAAGAGAAACACGACACACGAGAUAAACAUCAAGAGUCUGUGAGGAAAAGAAAAAGUUCUGAACAUGACAAAUCAGAGAAGAAGAAAAAGAUCAAGAGAGACACGGACGAGGACAAGAAAGAAAAGGUGAAGAAAGAUGUCAAGAAAAACGAGGAGCCUGAUAAGUGGAAAUGGUGGGAGGAAGGAAAAUCAUCAGACAGUCAGAAAUGGAGGAGUCUUGAACAUAAAGGUCCAUAUUUCCCUCCAGAAUAUGAGCCGCUGCCAGAUAACAUCACUUUUUAUUAUGAUGGACAGCCGUUGAAACUGAGUCCUGCUACUGAGGAAAUCGCAACGUUCUUCGCUAAGAUGCUGGAUCACGAAUACACCAGUAAAGACGUGUUUCAGAACAACUUCUUCACUGAUUGGAAGGAGGAAAUGACCAAAGACGAGAGGAAGUUGAUCAAGACGCUCUCCAAGUGUGACUUCAGUGAAAUGCACAAAUACUUUGUGGAGAAGUCGGAGGAGAGGAAGAACCUGAGCAAAGAAGAGAAGCAGGUCCUGAAGGAGGAGGCCAGUCGUCUGACGGAGGAGUACGGCUACUGUCUGCUGGACGGACAUCGCGAGAAAAUCGGAAACUUCAAGCUAGAGCCGCCGGGUCUGUUCCGCGGGCGAGGAGAACACCCAAAGAUGGGCAAACUGAAGAAACGCAUCCAGCCCGAAGACGUCAUCAUCAACUGCGGCAAAGACUCGAAGAUCCCCGAAGCUCCUGCAGGUCACCGGUGGAAGCGUGUUCAACAUGACAACACGGUCACAUGGCUGGUGUCCUGGCUGGAGAACAUUCAGGGACGACCCAAAUACAUCAUGCUGAACCCCAGCUCCAAACUGAAGGGGGAGAAGGACUGGCAGAAGUACGAAACGGCUCGUCAGUUGAAGAUGAGCGUGGACUCCAUCAGGAAGGAGUACCGCCGGGACUGGACGUCCAGAGAGAUGAAGACCAGACAGAGAGGAGUCGCACUCUACUUCAUUGAUAAGCUGGCCCUGCGAGCAGGUAAUGAGAAGGACGAUGAGUCCGCUGAUACGGUGGGCUGCUGUUCUCUGCGUGUGGAGCACAUCACUCUUCACAGACACAUGGACGGACAGGAGAAUGUGGUCGAGUUCGACUUUCUGGGCAAAGACUCCAUCCGCUACUACAACAAAGUGCCAGUAGAGAAACAGGUUUUCAAAAGCUUGAAACUUUUCAUGGACAACAAGAACCCAGAGGACGAUUUAUUUGACAGAAUUACAACGGUCUACCUCAACAAAACCCUCAACGAGUCGAUGACGGGACUGACGGCGAAAGUCUUUCGAACCUUCAACGCUUCGACCACACUGCAGGACCAGCUCAAUAAACUCACUACAGACGACAUGUCGGUGGAGGAGAAGAUCUUGUCCUAUAAUCGAGCGAACCGAGCUGUGGCCAUACUGUGUAACCACCAGAGGGCAGCACCCAAAACCUUUGAGAAAUCAAUGCAGCUGCUGCAGGAGAAGAUCCAGAAGAAAAAGGAACAAAUUGAAGAAGCCAGAAAAGAGCUGAAAGCGGCGAAGAGAGCACAUAAAGACGCUCCGACUGACAAAUCCAGGAAGCUGGUAGAGAAGAAGGAGAAGACGGUUCAGAGAUUAUGUGAACAGCUGAAGAAGCUGCAGCUGCAGGAAACUGAUCGUGAGGAGAAUAAGGUGAUCGCUUUGGGCACGUCCAAACUCAACUAUCUGGACCCUCGCAUCACUGUUGCCUGGUGUAAGAAACAUCACGUGCCCAUUGAGAAGAUCUAUAACAAAACCCAGAGGGACAAGUUCGCCUGGGCCAUUGACAUGACGGAGGAGCACUUCCAGUUCUGAAGCCUCACAUGAACCGCUCAAGGAAUAAAUGUUUAUUUUCCACAGGUUGAGUGAUUAAUACAUGAUUAUUUGUUGUUUGUUUUGAGUUUCUCUGUUGUGUAAAACGUCUCUAGUAAAACUUCUUUAGUGAAAUCACAUUGUUGUUAUAUUUUGGUUCUUGCACAUUAAAUUGAGAUCCUGCAACUUCAGUUUGAGUGACAGCUGCCAUUUAUGAGUCUUGCUUUCUGACAACGGCAUUUCAGACAUUAUGAGCCUUUAACAUUGUAAUGUGAUCUUCGAUAUUUCCUCCUGAUGACUUUAAAUGAGAGUGAAGGUGCUGUACAGCGUUUGAGUCACCGUGAGUCACUGCCGCGGGACAAGAGAUGGAUUCCUGCAGGUGUAACUAAACACAUGUCUCGUGACAUCACACAGCGUCCUCAUUGAAGAACACGAGUUCUGCAUUCACAGCUGGAGACUGCACAGAGAGUUCAGCGGGAUUAGAGUUUCUCUGACAGGAUCUUUAAGAUGUCGGCACUUCCUGAAGAAUGGCAGGAAACGCUGAUCUUCAUCCUCACCGCUGAUGAUUGCCUCUUGUUUUUAACUCCAGAGUCUCUGAACGCCGCCACUAAAUGAAACUCCACGUUGACUCUGAGGCGUUUUUGACACGAGACACAAAGCGCUGAUUUAUUUAGACAAUAAAGACGAAUUUCGAGGUUCAAAACACUCAUCUUCAGGAACGUCCACAUUUAAAGGCAGAUUAUC
This is a messenger RNA of Xyrauchen texanus (razorback sucker), 3032 nucleotides long. Its product is annotated as DNA topoisomerase I, mitochondrial-like. The record is from RefSeq and is a predicted model, not a curated record. The transcript is spliced from 19 exons. Gene Ontology annotation, molecular function: DNA topoisomerase type I (single strand cut, ATP-independent) activity; DNA binding. The coding region runs from base 90 to 2291 and encodes 733 amino acids. Gene Ontology annotation, cellular component: nucleolus; chromosome. Gene Ontology annotation, biological process: chromosome segregation; DNA topological change; DNA replication. NCBI's taxonomy places the organism in Eukaryota, Metazoa, Chordata, Actinopteri, Cypriniformes, Catostomidae.